AUGAUCCGCGAUUCCUGCUCUAGCAACCAGAGCAUUAGUUCCCAGUGUGCCGCAGCACAUGCCUCAUGGAUGGGUGAAAAGCGCCACCGGCGCAGUUCCCAAUCUAUCUUCUCCCCAAUCACUGAAAUCGUAUCCCAACUGACCUUGGCCGUGAACACGGCUCUGGCCGAGCUUUCUCCUGCAGAUGAUAUUCCCGAGGCAACUCAGUACCAGCUCCUAGACGCGAUUGACAAACUUCGCGUGGCUGUGGCACCGCCCCUUCUGACUAUCCGGAAUUUCUGCGUUGCGGUGACACCAUGGCCUGGUUGCCAUCCGAGUGCCAUGGGUAUGGGCAUUUUCGAUGCUUUCGCCGGCGUGAACGGUGCUGAAAUGACUGCCGCCGAGCUGGACGAGAAGACAAAGGGCGACAAGGGCCUCCUUGUGCGUAUCGUGCGUCUCCUGUGCGCAAAUUAUGUGUUCGAAGAGACAGGAGUUGAGAAAUACAAGCCUCUGUCGCUGGCAAUGAUGUUUGCUUCCAGCAGCCCACCCAGUGAGGUUAUCAAACAUUUCUAUUCCGACAUGAAGGCAUCCGUUUACUCGCAUGAAUAUCUCAAAGCAAGGGGAUACCAGAACCCACAAGACGCAUAUGAUACUCCCUUCCAGUUCGCCAUGGGCACCAAGGAGCACCACUUUGAAUGGUUACAACACAACCCAGAGGAGCUGCACGCCUUCAACGUGGUGAUGGAAAUUGGCAAUCGUUCCCUGGAGGGGGUACAGUGGUACGACUACUACCCGUGGAAGGAGAAUCUUGUGGCGAGCAGUGACGCAGAUCGCGUGCUCCUGGUGGACAUCGGGGGUGAUAACGAGCGGCUGAUUGUGCAGGAUCUCCCCAAGAUCAUUGAAGAUAUUACGGAGCCUCUUCUCGAGGGCAUCGAAGCCAUUGGUUAUAACAUGUUUGACCCACAGCCUGUCCGGGGCGCCAAAGCGUAUUACUUGCGCACGGUCUUGCAUGACUGGCCUGAUAAACAGGCUCUGCAGGCUCUCGCUCGUGUCCGUGAGGCCAUGGCUGCCGAUUCAGUGCUCUUGAUCAAUGAGAAUGUACUACCGGAAUCAGGUGUUUCAGGCUUCUCCGCCUCCAUGGAUAUCAUUAUGGAGAUUUAUGGCGCCCUGGAACGGACGGAAAAGCAGUGGCUUCAGCUCUUAGAUCAGGCCGGAUUCAAGGUAGUCAAGGUGUGGCGAUCGGAUUUUCAGGGCGUUGGUUCCAAUGCGCUUUUCGAGGCCGUUCCUAACUGA
Aspergillus sclerotioniger CBS 115572 is the source of this 1272-nucleotide messenger RNA. RefSeq names its product S-adenosyl-L-methionine-dependent methyltransferase. NCBI's taxonomy places the organism in Eukaryota, Fungi, Ascomycota, Eurotiomycetes, Eurotiales, Aspergillaceae. The record is from RefSeq and is a predicted model, not a curated record. Gene Ontology annotation, molecular function: O-methyltransferase activity. The transcript is spliced from 6 exons. The coding region runs from base 1 to 1272 and encodes 423 amino acids.